Molecule: messenger RNA, 1403 nt
Organism: Dromaius novaehollandiae (emu)
Lineage: Eukaryota; Metazoa; Chordata; Aves; Casuariiformes; Dromaiidae
Gene: PDZK1IP1
Product: PDZK1 interacting protein 1
Exons: 4
Coding region: 148-495 (115 amino acids)
Source: RefSeq, a predicted model, not a curated record
UUUGAUAAUUUACCCGGCGCUCGCUCCCGCGGAGGGCUGCGCGCCGCGGCUCGGCCGGCUCCGCAGGGCCCCUCCGGGUGCGAGCAGGGGACAGGCCCGGCCGCUGCUCCCGGCCCCGCCGUGCGCCCACCGGCCCCCGCCGCCGCCAUGCCCGCCCUCCGCCUCGUCGCCCUGGGGCUGCUCCUGGCGCUGGAGCCCGUCUCGGGUCAGGAAGCCAAGCGUAGCCUCCAGCAGUGGUUACAAGGUGUCAUCGCAGUUGUUGUGUUUCUAGUCCUGGUGGCCAUCGCUUUCGUGGUCCAUAGGUUCUGGUGUAAGGAGAAAGAGGAAAGUGUUGAGGCGGCGGUGAGCAUUGGAGGCAAGCAGGAAGCUGUCCUGUCCAACGGCCACGAAGGGAGAUACCUAACAGCGGCAGCUGACUUCAGGUCCAAAGAGAGCCAGCAUGCCUAUGACAACACCUGGGAGCCCGAGGAGAAGGUGGUCAUCACCGCAAUGUAGCAUGUGCCCUGGCGAUCAGCCCCUCAUUCUCCCUCUCCACCCCUCACUUUGCUUCCCUCUGUCAUAAUGGGCAUUUUCACAGGGACCCUCUGCACUGAGUUCCCCCAUACAUGACUGCUGCCUCGACCUCUCCACGUCACUGUCAUUUUCCGAACUUCUCCCUUUCCAUGUCCCAUAUGCAGGAUGGCUUAUGUUGUUCUGCCUCUUAGCAAGGCUCCUCAGAGGCUGCUAUCCAUGUGGGGAUCUGUCUUCGGGAGAGUGAGACCUCUCCGGCCGUGGGAUCACCAGACCCCAUAGCUCAGGCCAAUCUUUCCUGAUCCCUGGGGAUCCACGGGGAUGCUGACCUGCUCCAAACAUGACCGUGGGCCCGGAGCCGAUCAUGGCAGUCUCAUGUUGGUUGUGUGGGACUGUGCUGGUCCUGGAGGCAUUUCGGGGUUCCCAUCCUUGCUUAGCCUGGGAGAGGGAAGGGGAGUGGAUGUCCAAGAGAGCAGCCAAAGCCCUGGGACCGACACAGAGGGCAGGAGAAACCCACCCUCCUCUCCACCCCUCCAGGCACAGGAGAGCCUGGUCCUGAGUCGCAGCCGCCCCUACCCGAUUGCAUCCCCAGCAGCCCCAGGGCUGGUUGUCCCUUCACUGACACGUUGCCGCUGUCACCUCUCAUUACUAGCUCUGCCAGGGACCUGGCCGCUCUGGAUACAAGGCCAAACAGGGCAGGGGGCUCCCUCUGCCCCCGCCUGCCCCCAGCCACCCUCCCGGGAGCUGCCGAUUGAAAUCUGCUCUCUUCUCUGUGUUUCACUCUCCUUUGCAAAACCAAAGCUGCUGAACCAAGCAUCUUAAUUUCAGGACAAAUUUAUUCCUCUGUAUAUAUCGUCCCUGUGAGCAAUAAAGAGAAUUGUCCUUCAAUACAA